Molecule: messenger RNA, 2151 nt
Organism: Scomber japonicus (chub mackerel)
Lineage: Eukaryota; Metazoa; Chordata; Actinopteri; Scombriformes; Scombridae
Product: mucin-2-like
Exons: 16
Coding region: 1-2151 (716 amino acids)
Cellular component (GO): extracellular region; extracellular matrix
Molecular function (GO): hormone activity
Source: RefSeq, a predicted model, not a curated record
AUGACCUGCUGUUUCCUUAUCCCCAUCCAGAAAGGAGAGUCCUGGACUGUUGACAACUGCACCACAGCUAUUUGCACCAAUGGCAAGGUCAUAAAGACACCUAAGCCCUGUCCCACAGUACAGCAACCCAUUUGUGCCAAUGGACGUAAAGUUGUGAAGGGCUAUGAUGAUAAUGGAUGUUGCCCCCACUAUGAAUGUGAAUGUGUGUGCAGUGUCUGGGGUGGAUCCACCUACAACACAUUUGAUGGAAAAUCAUACCGUUUCAACAAAGACUGCUCUUACUACCUUGUCAAAGAGAUUAUUACCAAAUAUAACCUGACUAUUACAUUAAAUAAACAUGACUGUGAUCCUUCAGACAACACAUUCUGUACCCAGGCUCUCACUGUUACAUACCAGUCCUAUGAGGUAGUACUGACUCGGCGGUUGAAGACUUCAGGAACAGAAGCUAAUGCGGUUUAUGUGAAUCAGAAACGCAUCUAUCCAGCUUACAGCAAUUCUGUCAUGCACAUCAUUGGCACAGAUAUGAUAAUAUUAUUGAUUAUACCAGAGAUCAAGACAAAAGUGACCUAUAGGGGCUCCACAUUCAGCAUUGACAUUCCCAAUUCUCUCUUUGGUGGGAACACUGAGGGACAGUGUGGAACCUGUGACAACUCCCAGAACAAUGACUGUCGUUCUCCUAACGGCCAGGUGGAAAAAUGCACAGAAUCUGCAGGCCAGUGGCGUGUGCCAGAUAUACCCUGUGUCACCCCCACAACUCCACCUACAAUGACUACUACAAUGACACCCCAGACCGCCUCAACACCACCACAGUCAACAACCCAGUCUGUUUGCAAACCUGCCAUUUGUGAUCUCCUAACGAGCAGCGUAUUUGCUCCGUGCCACUCAGUCAUAGCCCCAGGACAAUUUGUGCAAUCCUGUGUGAAUGACAUUUGCAAUGGUGGCAAUGAUAGCUGUUCCAGCCUAGAGGCCUAUGCUUCUGAGUGCUCUAAUGCAGGAGUCUGUAUUGACUGGAGGAAUGACACCAAUGGGCAGUGCGAACACAAGUGUCCAAGUGGAAAAGUGUACAUGGCCUGUGGUCCUGCUGUAGAGCGUACGUGCAAUGAAAGAUACAACAAGAAGUUCAAGAUAGAUGCAUCCACUAACUACACUGAGGAGGGUUGCUUUUGUCCUGAAGGCACCACCUUAUUCAACACAGUCUAUGAAACAUGUGUUAAAUCCUGUGAUUGUGUUGGACCUAAUGGACAACCCAAACAGCCUGGUGAAACAUGGACAAGUGACUGCAGCAACUGUGUGUGUGACAAGGAUUCAAUGAGUGUCCAGUGCCAGCCUAUUGAGUGCCCAUCAGUACAGAGUCCCAACUGCAGCGAGCCUGGCCAGCAGCUGGUCAACAAAACAGACGACUGCUGCACAACGCAGUCAUGUGAAUGCAACACCAACCUGUGUCCCACUCCUCCCACUUGCAAACUGGGAUUCUAUCUCACUGUCACUAACGACACCUGCUGCCAAUCCUACAAGUGUGAACCUAAAGGUGUAUGUGUCCAUGACAUGACUGAGUACAAAGGUUAUGAAUAUCAGACUGUACCUGGCAAGUGCUGUGGGAAGUGUGUUCAGAAGAGCUGUAUUUUCACCACACCUGACAACACAACGCAAAUCAUUGAGGUGAAUGACACGUUUGUACCCCCCAAUAACAAGUGUGUGAAAUAUACAUGUGAGAAGAUCAAUGGACAACUUGUUACCAAGGAGACUGAGACCACCUGUCCUCACUUUAAUCCCUUGGACUGUGAACCGGGCACCGAGACAACUGACGCCAAUGGAUGCUGCAAAACCUGCAAACAGCGCAGUGUCUGUGAGGUCCAGAGUAAUGAGACAGUCAUCGAGGUGAAUGGUUGUAAGAGCGUGCAGCCAGUCAACAUGACAUCCUGUGCUGGACACUGUGGAAGCUCAUCUAUAUAUUCUGCAGCGGCUAAUAAGAUGAUGCACCAGUGUGAGUGUUGCCAAGAGGCCACCACCAGUCAGAAGCAAGUGGAGCUGACCUGUGCUGACAACUCCAAAGUCCAGCACACCUACACUGUCGUGGAAACGUGCAGCUGCAGAAAAACAGAGUGUGUGGAGGGGACCACAGCCAAACUACAGCGCCGCCGGAGACGCUGA